Syngnathoides biaculeatus (alligator pipefish) is the source of this 3350-nucleotide messenger RNA. RefSeq names its product protein tweety homolog 2-like. Gene Ontology annotation, cellular component: plasma membrane. The record is from RefSeq and is a predicted model, not a curated record. NCBI's taxonomy places the organism in Eukaryota, Metazoa, Chordata, Actinopteri, Syngnathiformes, Syngnathidae. The transcript is spliced from 15 exons. The coding region runs from base 548 to 2212 and encodes 554 amino acids. Gene Ontology annotation, molecular function: volume-sensitive chloride channel activity; intracellularly calcium-gated chloride channel activity.
CAGUGAGCCGAACCUAACGAAGUCUCCUCGCUCAUUAGAAUUCACCUCAGUGCGCCUCGUCGUCCACAAGAGGUCAGACGCAAACAGCACAAGUCAUAAACUCGAGUGGGGCCGCCAAUACGUCAGCUUUGACAAGCGCGGGCAGCGAUCUUGACGAUGACAGUCAAAGAUGCUCGACAAGCGUUUAAAUGCCGGCGCGGUGGCGUGCUGACAAAAUCUGACCUGCUUGUGAGGCGUGAAGUGGGCCCGCCCGGCACGCCUUCCCCUUCCCCGUCCACGGCGUCACUCCAACAAGUCUCGUGCCUCGGAUCCCAACACUGACCUGCUCCGUGGAAGCUGCAACAUGAUCCACGUUCUUCUCCCCUGAUUCUUUGCGCCCACUCUCGGACUUCUUCCUCUUUUUUCUCUCUCUCUCUCUCUCUCUCUCUCUCGUUUCCUGCCUUCUUCUCUCACUUCACCCCCACUCGCAGUUGUGGAUCUCUUGAGUGGGGGGGUGGGGGGGCUGGCUGGCUUGCCUGAGCACUUUCCCCCCCACGCUGGCGCAAGGAUGGCCACCGCGAGGCUCGACUAUGUGGCUCCGUGGUGGACUUACUGGCUGCACAAUUUCCCCCACUUGGACUUGUCGCUCAAGCCCGUGGACAGCGCGUUCAGACCGGCCCAAGGCGACUACCAGCAGUCUGUGGUGGUCCUGGCCUGCGUCGGAGCGGCGGGCCUCGGUCUGAGCCUGCUGGUUUUGCUGGUUUUCUUUCUGUGCCUGUGCUGCUGCCGAAGGGACGUGGACGAAGACUCCAAAAGGCCCGAGAGGAGCUGCUGUGUGACGUGGUCAGCUGUCGUCGCCGGCCUCAUCAUAUGUUCUGCGGUGGGAGUGGGUUUCUAUGGGAACAGCGAGACCAAUGACGGCGUGUACCAGUUAACCUACUCCGUCUACAACGCCAAUCGUACUUUGGGCCGCAUAAACAGCCUGUCCUCGGGGUCUCUGGGAAACGCGGAAACGGGACUCAAGCAGCACCUGGAGCGCCUGGACGAGAUCUUUGCGGCGCGGCCCGACUACCUUCAGGCUCUGCGCUUCAUGCAGCUGAUGGUGAACAACGUCAUCCGGGAGCUGACGGCCCUGCCGGACCUCGGCAGAGCCAACGUGGACCUGGCCGGCGCCGCGGACCGAACGGCCUUCGUCGAGUAUUACAGAUGGCUGACCUACCUGCUCCUGCUGAUUCUGGAUCUGCUCAUAUGUCUGGCCGUGUGCUUGGGAAUGGCCAAGCAGUCUCGAUGGCUGCUCAUCAUGAUCCUGACCUUUGUGCUGCUGUCUGUGAUCCUGAGCUGGGCCUCACUGGGCGCCAGCUUAGCUACGGCUGUGGGCACGAGCGACUUCUGCGUAUCUCCUGACAAGUUCGUCGUGAACCAAACCAAAGAUUUCCUCAGUGCAGGUGUUGCUCACUACUAUUUGUUCUGCAGUCCGAAUCUGCCCAACCCCUUCCAACAGUCUUUGACGAUCUGCCAGCGCUCGCUGACCACAAUGCAGAUCCAGGUCCAGGGUUUGCUGCAGUUUUCUGUGCCAGUCUUCCCCACCGCUGAGAGAGACCUUUUGGGUAUCCAGCGCCUGUUGAACACCAGCGAGUUUAAUCUGCACCAGCUGACAGCCUUGCUCGAUUGUCGCGGGCUGCACAAGGACUACCUUGAUGCCCUCUUGGGCGUGUGCUACGACGGCGUGGAAGGGCUCCUCUACCUGGCUUUGUUCUCCGUGCUGGCGGCGUGCGCACUCUCCGCCAUGCUGUGUGCUAUUUUCAGAGCCUGGACGCUAAUGGGCAGCAGGGACAAAGAGUACGACGACAUCGACGAGGAGGACCCGUUCAACCCUCAAGCGCGACGCAUGUCCCACAACUCGAGGAGGUCCAACAUCCACAGCUUCUGCAGCUACGCCAGCAGCGUCGGCAGUCAGGCCAGCGUCCAUCCUCCGCCUCAGGCGGCCGCCAGUGUGCUGCCUGCCCCCGAGUACAUGAAUCAGUCCAUGCUGUUUGGCGGGAGCCCUCGAUACGAAAACGUGCCGUUGAUAGGCAGAGGAUCCCCGCCCCCGUCGCGCUCGGUCCUUCCCCAACUUGCAUGCGCCGCUAAAAGCUUCAGCUCGCUCGCCAUUUACUCGGCCGGUAUGAGGACCACGUACUUGUCUAUGACCGAGGCCCAGAUCCGACACUUUGGCACGGACUUCCAGGUGUAGCGACCACGCAAACGUGCGUCCGUCCCGUUUUCCUCAGCCUGAACUCUGCUGGCUAUGUGAGGCGUCUACCUCAGUAACACACAUCAGCAGGUGUGUGUAUGCGUGCGUGUCCUCGGUUGAAUUGUAUGACCAUCAAUUUUUGUGAGGCAAGUUAAACCUGGUGUUUGUUUUCUUUUUUUAAUCUUUUUUUUGUAGUUCUAUAAUUCAGUAGCACGCAUGAGUUUGAUUGAGCAUGUGCUUAAAUGAGCAGCCUGAAAAUUCAUGUUUGCCACAUCCCUUCAAAAUGGAGUUACUAUAAUUCCAUAUAAGACCAAGGAGGUCACAACAUAACCUGAUUGCUGUACCGGGGUGGGGGGGGACAAGUCUAUAAUUAUGUAUUUCCGCAAUGAUAUUUCUCACAGUCAUUUGAUUGUUCUUCCUGUGCCUGCGUGGCUUUUCUCCAGGCACUCCGGUUUCCUCCCACAUCCCAAAAAACAUGCAACAUUAAUUGGACACUCUAAAUUGCCCAUAGGUGUGAUCGUCAGUGCGGCUGUUUGUCUCUAUGUGGCCUGCGAUUGGCUGGCGACCAGUUCAGGGUGUACCCCGCCUCCUGCCUGUGGACAGCUGGGAUAGGCUCCAGCACUCCCCGCGACCCUUGUGAGGAUUAGCGGCAGAAGAAAAUGUAUGGAUGGAUUUUUAGGAAACAAAAUUAUUACAAACGGCCAUCAUCAGUUCGUUGAUUAAGGAUUCUGGCUCGUGUGUGGAAUUGAAUUUUGAAACGAGAUUUGAACCCAGAGGCUCUCACUCGAUGCUGCCCUUGAGCAAACGUAAUGAUCACAAUGGAUACUGGAUUUGAAUACUCUUAAGGCAGCAGGAUGGGCAGCUGACAUUCAGAGAAAUUCUCUUCUUCUUUUCAAACAGCUCUUGUUUUGGAGAACAUGCAAUAAAUAAUGUGUAUAUGAUGAGAAUAUGGCCUCUUCUGAAAAUGGUUUUAUUUUGCAUGUGCAAAGUUUGGGUAGACUUAAAAAAAAAAAAAAAAAAGCAUGACAGAACAGGUUGGACUAUCAUUGUGUUAGUCAUAUUUCAUCUUUGAACUGCAAAGCACAAUCACUUGUUGACAUAUAAUUAUGCAGCCAUUUUUUUCAUGAGAACAUGUCCA